Pisolithus orientalis is the source of this 1236-nucleotide messenger RNA. RefSeq lists its product as uncharacterized. The transcript is spliced from 3 exons. The record is from RefSeq and is a predicted model, not a curated record. NCBI's taxonomy places the organism in Eukaryota, Fungi, Basidiomycota, Agaricomycetes, Boletales, Pisolithaceae. Bases 1 to 1236 code for a protein of 411 amino acids.
AUGAGGAGUUUAGUCUCCGGCGCGAUUAAGCGCGCUAGGCUGGAAAAAGUAGAGCCUAUGAUAAGCUAUGAAGCCUUUGUCGAAGACCUAGAUCGUGGCGACUCAUUUACCACGUCUCUUAUCGAGGUUUUAGUCAAGGAGAUUGCCGAACGUCGAUUUCGCCAAAGUACUGCAGACCGUGGUCUCAUAGCCGAUCGCACCGCAAGGUCGUUGCGGAGGCUCUCAAGUCCCCCGGCGGUGUACCGUGAACGUGGACUAGGACGCGGAACGGGUGGUCGGCGGGCCUUGGACCCCACUGACUACCUAUCUCAACCCCCUGAAGAACUGGACGUCGAUGACGACGACGACGAGUUAGGAUCAUACAAUGCCUUUGUGCCUGUCGUAGAAGGUGCUCGCAUAAACACUGACUUGUAUGAGGCAUAUCGCUCUCAACAUAGUUGGUCGAAUUCCUCGGUACCAUAUGUGUUCAGUAUCCCUCACAUGUCUCCCCCAUUGCCAGUCCCUCCCUCCGAACCCCCCGCGAGUGAUAGGGUGUUGCCUCCAUUGAUCGAGGCCUCACCCCCACCGAGGGCGAGCGUGUGGUUACCACCAGCUAGUGGUCUCCUCCAUGGUUCAUCAUCAAGACAAAAUCCUAUGCGACGGCCCCCAAGAAGUCGUCGGCUCACGGACUUCGACGAGUUUACCACUCAAAGACGCAACUUAGCACGUCAACUUACCGUCGACGAUGACCCCACAACUCGGCCGGAUGGUGCGAAUACUAAUCCACUGCUGCCAGAUAGCUCGCCAUCCAACAUUCGGUCUGAGGACACGUUUUCGACAUCUCGUACGUCUUCGCAAGCAAGACGAUUCUUCCCAUUUGGUAGGGGAAGGCGUUUCGAGAUUAUUCCCGCUCCCAGACCAGCUACAAGCGUUUCUGAAGACUGGCUCUUCCCUCCCCCACCUGGGUUGCCUAGCGCUUCUGAGAGAGCGGAAAGCAUGCGCACAGACGAAGACCGCAGUGACGAGCGUUCUCAAGCACCUCGACUCCGCCGAGGUGGCUUACGGGCGCCGGAAGCUAUGCUUUCGCGGCAUGGAUUUUCAUCAUGGCUAGGUCUGCCCCCUCAUGAAGAGCCACCCGCUGUUGGAAGAAGCCUGGAGGAUGGUGAGAACAUGUCACCAGGAGAGCAGGUGGACCCUGUUAUUCCAAGACCUGUUUCGGCUUCUGAGAUCGCUGCACAGUCCAUUGGAAGUUCCUAG